ACGAACUUGUGGUCCUCGGAAUUUCCUCGGAAAUUCAUUUCCUCGGAAUUCCGUCGGAAAUUUCCGAGGGAUUUCCGAGGAAAAAUGAAUUUCCGAGGAGUUAUUUCCGAGGACUUUUUUCGUCGGUAUGUCGUCGGAAUAGCGUUAUUCCGACGACAUACCGACGAUUUUUUCCCUCAGUAUGUCGCUGUUUUCUUGUAGUGAAAGUAUCAAAGGGGUUGAUUAUGUUCACUCCUAACAGUAAAGCUACAGUUUUUGUUGGUCUUUAUAGUUAGCUGUUGGGUAGCUUAGUUCCUUUGCAACGGAAUCUUAUGGUCUUGUCUUGUGCACCGGCUUUAGUUCCUCUGUAACCUAUCAUCAACUUUUAGGCUUUGUUGUUGGUAGUUGGCUCAAUUUCUUUUUCCUAAGUUUGGUGCCAUAUGUUCUUCUCCGUCUCGUUGGAGUUUGCUGGUGGUGUUUAUCGGUGUACUUGCCAUCCACGUUUAGUAAAUCAAAGCUGGUGGAUUUGGGUUUAAGGGGUCAACAACGUCUCGAUUGGUCGUUCUUCCUCCCUCGUCGGCGAGAGAGAGAUAGAGAGAGUUUUGAAGGAGAAAGGUAAACUUCUACUCCACACGUGGCGUCCUUAAUUAAUUUUAUCUAAACAUUAAGAAUAAUUCAGUAUUUAAGGCAAAUUUUCCUAAUUUUAUUUAAUUUGUGUAUGUUAGGGUAAACAAAGAAAGCAGCUCUAGCUAGGAACCCAAAAAAACGAUGGCGGCUCCUCAACUAGCAUGUGUUUUGCUUGUGGAAACUGAACUCAAAGGUUGGCAAAAGACAUUACAUAAAAUAUUUGUGGGCAUUGAAGGUUUAGCGUUCUCCAUUGAUGCACCCGACUGGUGGACACAUGGGGAAGGAGCUAAUCCUAUGAUGUUCACUAAGAAGUUGAUGUUUUUACGUGGCGAAGUUGAUCCUGUGGUCUUCAUUAAAAAGUUAUUUAAAGCGAAAAAUUACGCUAUGCUCUACAGGAUUGAUUAUGGACAUGAAGAGAAUCCACAAGGCAUCCGGAAACCUAAUAAUCAUUUUCUGAGAUUUAGAUUUGAGAUAGACAUGUUAGAAGGAAGUUGGUACAAGAAAAUCAUAGGAGCUUUAAAGACCAUCCAAGGUGUAUCGUUUACCAUAGAUGCACCAAGUCAGAUGGUAUAUAUGUGUGGGAACAUUGAAGAAGGUUUGCUCUUGAAGAUGUUAACGAAGACGGGCAUUCAAAUUUUGGGAAUGGACUAUGGUAAUUUGAAGCCACCUCCCAAGAAAGUUGAGGCUCAAAUAUCAGAUGGAACCGAGACACAACCCAAGAAAGACACAGAGCCUCCUCCUCCUGAGAUUGUUGUUACGAAACACCAAGCCAAAAACAAGAAACAUCGUGGUUUUAAAGUUUUUUGUUGUCCAUGAAUCAUGUCGUCAUUAGAACAUAGUAUUCUUAAGUUCCAGUUGUUUAUUUAAGAGUCUGAUAACAACAGACAUUUACUAUUUUUGCGUUUUCUUCCAUAGAUUCAAUUCCAAGUAAAGUCUUUCUGCGUGUUUUACUACCUAGAGGAGAGCGGCUUGAUAACAACCAACCAAAAAUGAAACCAUGGGUUUGGAUUGAAUGGAUUAUUUCUCUUACUAAAAAUCUCAUGUCGCUUGCCAUGAGCAUCCGUGAGAUAGAUCGAAAAGCAUUCUUGCUUUGUUUAUUUCAUUCUCUCUGAAGUUACAUUUUACCCACAUUGUAUGGGGUUAUUUUAAAGAUGUGUGCUGGUAUUUUUUGUGCUUUUUGCUGGCCUGUUUGGUUCAGAAUUAUCAGAAUAUUUUGGAUUUUUCAUUGAAUUAUAAGUGCUAAAAACAAAAAAAAAUGAAAAAGAAUGAAAAGAAAAAACUAUUUUUUAUGAAUUAUAAAAAAAUUAAAAAUAUUAAAAAACAAUAUUCUAUUUCGUUCUUUGUUCACCAUUUAUAGCUAUAAAGUAUCAUCAAAUCACAUCAAAACUUUCUACUAAGUUUGUUUUAACAAAAUGAAUCAAGAUCCUAAAACAAUUAUACACAAAAUUGGUUGUAGAGUAUCCACGAAAUAAAGUGUGAUGGUUGCAUUCUUAGCUGUUACGUGUAAGAAAAACUUUUAAAAUCUCAUAAUUUUUUUCUAGGUGAAUUGUAAACAUACAGUAAAAGCACUAUAAAAUUAAUAAAUACUAAAAUUAUAAUAUUUUCCUAAUUAAAAACAUUCUUAAUGUACUUUGGUUUCUUGUUAGGUUUAUAUAUUUUUAAUAUUUUUUGUUAAAUCAAAAUAAUAAUUGAUUUCACGUUUUAUAUAUCAAUUAAAUUUUAUACAUUUUACUUUAUAAUGUUGUUUUUAUUAAUUAGUGUAUAUGAGAUAUGUAUCAUAAAAUAAAAAUAUUUUUAGAUAUAACCUAACUAAAUAUUAUUAACACAUUUUGAAGGGUUAAAAAUAGAUAUAGACUCCAUUGUAAUUAUAAAAAAAAGUAAUAUAACAUUUUUUGUAUUUAAUUAAACUAUAUUUACUAAUUUAUGAUUUUCAUCAGAAUAUAUAGUUAUAUAAGCUUUACAAAAUAUAUUAUCUUAUCUAUUUGUGUGGUGUUUUGAAUUGGUCCAAUUUGAAACCGAUAAAAUUCAUUAAUUUAUAGGUCACACAUCAUAAAUUUCUGUUAUGUUGGAUAGUGGUUUAUAUUUUCAAAAUGUAAUCAUACACUCCCUAGCCAAAUUAGGAUUCCUAGUUCCGCAUACAAUAGUAAACUAGGUGUCUUUCUGCACCGUGUGCAGUAAAAAAAUUUAAAAUAUUUUUUAACAAAUAAAUAUAAAUUAUAUUUUAAAAUAAAAUUUAUUAAUAUUGUAAAUUUUCUUUUUCGUAUCAAUAUUUUAAUAUAAAUUUGAUUUAAUUAAACAUAAAAAUUAUAUUUAAGAAUAUGCAUGUAUAUAUUUGAAAUUAUAAUCUUAGAUAGAUUUUUCUAUCUAUUUAUUUUAAUUAAAUAUAU
Brassica rapa (field mustard) is the source of this 2993-nucleotide messenger RNA. RefSeq lists its product as uncharacterized. The record is from RefSeq and is a predicted model, not a curated record. NCBI's taxonomy places the organism in Eukaryota, Viridiplantae, Streptophyta, Magnoliopsida, Brassicales, Brassicaceae.